Fonsecaea erecta is the source of this 936-nucleotide messenger RNA. RefSeq lists its product as hypothetical. NCBI's taxonomy places the organism in Eukaryota, Fungi, Ascomycota, Eurotiomycetes, Chaetothyriales, Herpotrichiellaceae. The transcript is spliced from 5 exons. The record is from RefSeq and is a predicted model, not a curated record. Gene Ontology annotation, molecular function: 4-hydroxy-tetrahydrodipicolinate synthase activity. The coding region runs from base 1 to 936 and encodes 311 amino acids.
AUGGCAGGCAAAGCAUUCCCACCGGGCGUAUACGCGCCUUCUUUGACAUGGUUCUCGAGCGACCCUCAACAGGAAAUCGAUUAUGUGCUUCAGGCCCGACAUACCGAGUACCUCGUCCGAUCUGGUCUAACGGGAGUGGUGAUCGCCGGCUCUAAUGGCGAGGCUGUGGCCCUUUCCAAUGCAGAGAGACUCAAGUUGAUAUCUCUGACGCGCGAAAUCGCCAUCCGGAACGACCGUCCUGAUAUGCCAGUCGUCAUCGGCACUGUCGGGCAAGCAACCAAGGAGAUCAUAGCUCAGCUCUCUCAGGCCAAACUUGCAGGGGCUGACUACGGACUGGUUCUGACUCCGAGUUACUUUCAUUUUGCCAUGAACCCAAUUGCCAUCGAGAACUUCUUCGCCGAGGUUGCUGAUGCCAGCCCCAUCCCCAUCCUCAUCUACAGCUGGCCCUUGGUAACAUCCGGAAUUGAGAUCAACUCGGAUAUCAUGGCCAAGCUCGGGAAACAUCCAAAUAUUGUUGGCACCAAGCUGACCUGUGGCGGUAUUGCCAAGUUGGCCCGUAUCGCGGCAGAUUUUGGGCCAGAAGACUUUUGUGCACUAGCUGGCCACAGCGAGUGGCUUCUUCCGGCGCUGAGCGUAGGUGGGACGGGCUGCAUUUCCGGUUUCGCCAACCUAUGCCCAAAGGCCUGCGUGGAAAUCUACCGGAAUUACAAGGAGGGAAAAGUUGACAAAGCCAGGGAGCUGCAGUUUUCCGUGGCCAAAGCCGAAUGGUGGCUGAAUAAGACCGGUAUCAAUGGGACUAAGUGGAUCGUUGCAAGGCUGCUUGGAUACGACGAGUCCAAAUGUGCCACUCGGCGGCCCUAUCCUCUCUUUACCGACAUCAAAGCCCAGCAGGACAUGCUGGCUGCGUUGGCUCCUAUUCGGGGACUAGAAAAAUAA